GUAGAUUUUGGUCGUUAGGGGGCAGUGUAAGAGCAGCACUAAAUGUAGUGCUUCCGGUUCCGUACUUCCUCUUUUGCUCUGCAUUGGGACGCAAACAUGGUGAACGUCCCGAAGACCCGCAGGACCUACUGCAAGAAGUGCAAGAAGCACCAACCACACAAGGUUACCCAGUACAAGAAGGGCAAGGAUUCCCUCUAUGCUCAGGGAAAGAGAAGAUAUGACAGGAAGCAGAGCGGCUACGGUGGUCAGACCAAGCCGAUUUUCCGUAAAAAGGCGAAGACAACAAAAAAAAUUGUGCUGAGGCUCGAGUGCAUGGAGGCCAACUGCCGUUCCAAGAGGAUGCUGGCCAUAAAGAGAUGCAAGCACUUUGAGUUGGGCGGUGACAAGAAGAGAAAGGGCCAGGUCAUCCAGUUCUAAGCUGUGGGCCACUCUUCUGGGUCAAGUCGUCACAAUUUUCAAUAAAUGUGUUCAAAUUUA
Syngnathus acus (greater pipefish) is the source of this 477-nucleotide messenger RNA. It is a transcript of the gene rpl36a, whose product is annotated as ribosomal protein L36A. Bases 97 to 417 code for a protein of 106 amino acids. Gene Ontology annotation, biological process: translation. NCBI's taxonomy places the organism in Eukaryota, Metazoa, Chordata, Actinopteri, Syngnathiformes, Syngnathidae. The record is from RefSeq and is a predicted model, not a curated record. Gene Ontology annotation, molecular function: structural constituent of ribosome. Gene Ontology annotation, cellular component: ribosome; cytosolic large ribosomal subunit. The transcript has 5 exons.